AUGGGUGCCCUUCGCAGAAUCAAGACCAAGCGUCGCACAAGAGACUACGACCAGGUCCUAGCCGACAUCGAUUCCCCGCGCCACUUGUCGCAAUACAAGGAGACCAAGGAUGUCGAGGAUCUACCGGGACUGGGACAACACUACUGCAUGGAAUGCUCCAAGUGGUUCGAGAGUGAAUACAACCUGAAGGCGCACACAAAGGGCAAGAACCACAAGCGCAGACUGCGUAUCCUCAAGGAAGAACCUCACAGCCAACGGAUCGCGGAAGCCGCUGUUGGCCUCGGAGCUCCUGACAAUGGCAAGCGUCGGGAGGAAGACAACGUGGAGAUGAAAGAUUGA
This is a messenger RNA of Penicillium oxalicum, 339 nucleotides long. RefSeq names its product putative C2H2 finger domain protein. The record is from RefSeq and is a predicted model, not a curated record. Lineage: Eukaryota; Fungi; Ascomycota; Eurotiomycetes; Eurotiales; Aspergillaceae. The coding region runs from base 1 to 339 and encodes 112 amino acids. Gene Ontology annotation, molecular function: zinc ion binding; nucleic acid binding. The transcript has 3 exons.